Molecule: messenger RNA, 1711 nt
Organism: Chironomus riparius
Lineage: Eukaryota; Metazoa; Arthropoda; Insecta; Diptera; Chironomidae
Source: the annotation of a GenBank genome assembly
UUAUUUUAUUAUUUCCUUUAAAAUAUUAAUUUUUUUUAUAAAAAUAGCUCAUUUGUGGAAUAUUGUGCCGAUUAGUUAUACUUAUUUAUAGGAACAGCAUGCCUUGGUGGUAUUUUGAAAAGGAGGAAUUAAAGAAUACUCCGUCAAGAAAAGACAAUGUUGAAUUUGACACUGAACGAAGAUAUCGUCGUGAGGCAACAAAUUUCAUUAAGGAAUGUGGAAAUUUAAUGGGCCUUGGAUAUUCUACUAUUCAUACAGCGAUUGUUUAUCUACAUAGAUUUUAUAUGUUUCAUUCGUUCAGAACGUUUCCGAGAUAUGUGACAGCUUGUAGCUGUUUGUUUCUCGCUGGAAAAGUUGAAGAGACACCAAAAAAAUGUAGGGAUAUAAUCAAAAAGGCAUCGACCAUACUAACUAGUCAGAAAAUGAUGUCAUUUGGUGAAGAUCCGAAAGAGGAAGUAGUAACAAUGGAGAGAAUACUCUUAAAGACUAUUAAAUUUGAUCUUCAGAUUGAUCAUCCUUAUCGAUUUUUAAUUGAAUACGCAAAAUGUCUCAAAAGUAAUGGAAAUACGCCAAAAGAGCAAGUGGUCCAGAAAGCGUGGAAUUUUAUCAACGAUUCUUUGGAAACGACUUUGUGUCUACAAUGGGAACCAGAAAUUAUAGCUGUUUCUAUGAUGUAUUUAGCAUGUAAGAUUUCAAAAUAUGAUGUAGUCGAUUGGAAAGGACGGGUUCCAGAUCAUCAGAAAUGGUGGGAUAUGUUUGUAAAAGACAUGACGAAAAAUAUCCUUGAGGAUAUAUGCCAUCAAGUACUUGAUUUGUAUCAAAAUCCAAAAGGUAAAUCAGAAGCACCAGAUAGUCCUCCUCAAUUACCACCGAGUAAGGCGUCUUUAAUUAAAGCGUCACCUCCUCCACAAAAAAGGGCAAAAUUACAACAAUCACCAGUUAUGAAUCCAAAAGUAGCCGUUAAUCACAUACCUGUAAAGGUUUCAAGUAAUGAAUAUGACAUGGCAAAAGUUCCCCAUCCGCCCUACGGAUAUCCAUCAACAAGUUAUCAACAGCCACCUCCUCCUGCAUAUCUCGUUCAAUCAGCAGUGCCACCACCUCUUCCUGCACAUUCAAAUAUUCAUCAUAAACCACCUUUACCGCCUGCUUCAAACUAUCCAACAAACAACAAUAUACCACCACUUCCACCAUCGAGAUAUCCAGCAGCUAACAUAGCAUCAAAUCAAUUUUAUCAACUGCCCCCGACAAAUAACUAUUCUCAUAAGAACAACAGAUCUAAUCACUAUCACCAACCUUAUCAAUGAAUUUUAUUUUAUCUGUAAUGAUGUUUUGAAGAUUUUGACGAUGGAAUAUUAGAAUUAACAAACAAAAAUAUUCCUAAAAACUGAUUAGUAACAAUUGUAAAGUAAAUCCAUAUUGGCUUUGAUCAAGAGUCGUCCAGAGAUUGGGUUCAAAUCGCAUGAGUGGAAAAUUCUUUUUAAUUCAAAUAAAAUGCAAACUUAGUUGACAAAUUUAAAUAUAUCUUAUCCCACAACUAAAUCCAACGUAUUUGAAGAGAUUCUCCGCUGGACCCUUUCCUCUUCACAAUCUAUACUCUUGGAUUACGACUUCAUCCAAUCGCAUUCCCUGGAAUGUUUAAAUUCACCAACAAAAUGUAAUUGUAAAGUACGUUAAUGAAUAUAAUUCAUCUAUUUUGAUAAGCAUGAAAAAG